Messenger RNA from Gloeophyllum trabeum ATCC 11539, 342 nucleotides. RefSeq lists its product as uncharacterized. The transcript is spliced from 3 exons. Lineage: Eukaryota; Fungi; Basidiomycota; Agaricomycetes; Gloeophyllales; Gloeophyllaceae. The record is from RefSeq and is a predicted model, not a curated record. The annotation marks the transcript as partial.
UCGUCUAUCGCAGCCAGGAAAAUGUCGACUCAGAACUACUUUGUGUACGCUCCUGACUAUACGGACGAGGGCGCGUAUGCAAGGAGGCUGGAAGUGAGGCCGAAGCACCUGGAGAAUGCGAAGGCAUUAGUCGAUAAGGGGAUUAUCAAGAUCGGUGGCGCACUGAUUGACCCCGCCACUGAGCAUUCGGAGACCAAGAAGCUCAUCGGGUCGACGCUGUUCGUACAGGCAUCGAGCAUCGAUGAAGUGAAGAAGCUCGUCGAGAGCGACAUCUAUUGGACCUCGAACGUCUGGGACAAGGAGAAGACGGUCAUCACGCCGUUUGCGGGUGCUCUUCCAUGA